Apus apus (common swift) is the source of this 3526-nucleotide messenger RNA. RefSeq names its product epithelial membrane protein 2 (gene EMP2). Gene Ontology annotation, cellular component: plasma membrane. Bases 500 to 1003 code for a protein of 167 amino acids. The record is from RefSeq and is a predicted model, not a curated record. NCBI's taxonomy places the organism in Eukaryota, Metazoa, Chordata, Aves, Apodiformes, Apodidae. The transcript has 6 exons.
CUCACGGGACCGGCCCCGGGCGCAGGGGCCGAUCGCUCCCGGGCAGGGCCGGGCGGCGGCGCGCCUGGAUGCCCGCCCGCCCCGAGGGGAAACGGGCGGGGAAAAAGUUUCUCCCGUGCUCGCCCCGUCCCUCCUUCCCUCCCCGCGCACACACGCUCGCUCACACACACACACACACACUCACACACCCCUCUGCCUUCGCAGGCGGCGGAGGGCCACUUUGGAACAUUAUUUUCUUUCCACGCCCCGCUCCGGUGCGGAGCUCCUUCCUGCAGGAGGGCGGGCGGGAGGCAGCCCCGCCGCCAGACGGUCCCAGCCCGCACCCUCCAUUUUGAAGGAGCGAGGCAAAGCCACUGCCAGGCGGCAGGCUGUUGGUCUGGCAAGUUUUAGCAGGGGUUACAGCUGCUGCUAGAAGAACCAGGAACAAUUUGGAACCUGAAACGAGCCCUUGAGAAACAGCUAAUUAUUUGUCUCAGACUAAGGCCUCCACAGAUCAAGGAUGUUGAUUCUGCUGGCUUUCAUUAUUGUGUUUCACAUAACCUCAGCAGCACUGCUGUUCAUCUCAACUAUUGACAAUGCCUGGUGGGUAGGAGAAAAUUUUUCUACAGAUGUCUGGAGGAUGUGUCUCACAAACACUAACAUCUGUAUUGCUAUUACUGAUCAAUUCACAGAGUAUCCAUCAAUUCAGGCUGUUCAGGCCACAAUGAUCCUAUCUACUAUUUUCUGUUGUGUGUCAUUUCUGGUUUUCAUCCUUCAACUCUUCCGUCUAAAGCAAGGAGAAAGAUUUGUGUUAACCUCUAUUAUCCAGCUCCUGUCAUGUCUGUGUGUUAUGAUUGCAGCUUCCAUUUACACAGACAGGCAUGAAGAGCUACACAAGAGCAAUCAAUAUAGCAUUGAAGUUUCUGGAGGCCAGUAUGGCUACUCCUUCGUCUUAGCCUGGAUUGCAUUUGCUUUUACUCUGAUCAGUGGUGUUAUGUACCUAGUAUUAAGGAAGCGUAAAUAAAUGUCAGCAGCUAGUUACUUCUGUCACUGCAGUACAAAACCAAAUUCCAGUAACCAUUUUGUAUAUAAUCAUUUACCUGGUUUUGUAGUAAAGGUGUUGUUUCUCUAAAAAUGUACUGUGUUCUUGAUAUGAAACAGAAUUUUUUAAAAUGGCAGGUUUAAUGGAAUGCCUGGCACCUACAGGUCAGGGGGCUGAGCAGCAAAGAGCCAAGUUGUUUCUUUUACAUAUUCCAUGAUCAUAAAUGGUUUUCCCUUUACUAGACAUUAACAGUUUGUUCCUGGCCCAUGCAAACUGAUUUGUAAGCAAUGUGCUAACUGUAUUCCUGGACCAGAUGUAUUCCUCUGGGAUGGGAUAAAUAUAGGGGGAGUAAAAAGUGAGGCCCAGCUCACAGUGAAAAAGAGAACAAUUGUAAAAGCCAAAAGCUGCACUCGGCGUGUCUGUUCUGGCAGAAGACCCGUGUUCUGCUGGUUAUAAUGUGCAGUUAAGUGUCAUCAAGUUUUUAUUAAAACCACUUGCUUUGCAAAAGUAAACAACUCUUUUUUUGUACUCCAGCAAAUGAUUUGCCUCAUUCUCUUUCACAUUUGACUUAAGGAUUCUGAGCCUUUGGUGGGAAAAUUUACCAGCAGAUUCACUGCCCAACUCGGGAGCGGUGCAUCCUGAGUAGGAAGACGUGCCCCAGCCAAGUCCCAUAGCCCCUGUGUCUGUGUUGUGCAUGGCCUUCCUGGAAGGAAGAAAAGGGAAAAAGAAAGCAUUACCUUGCCUACAUCUGCAAAUUUCUGAGCAAAUUAGACAUCAGGUAAUGCCCAAUUUAGAUUUUCACAGCCAAACACAACAUGUUUAUUACCUUGGUCCUGUAUUUUGUGGUGAUAGCGUGACUAACAUAAUUUACAGAAUAACUCCUUGAGUCUGCCCAGUAGGAAAUUUGCCUUUAAAAAAUUAAUUCUAAAUUCCUUUGUGAAUUUUACUUGAACUAAACACUCCUACUAAAUAAAUCAGAGUGCAAUUACUAUGCUUCUGAAUUCCAGGAUAGUUUUUAAAGAUAAAAUUACUUAAGAGAUUUUUAGUUUUCAAUACUUAUUUUGAGAUAGAUCUGUACUGUAAUACCAGGCUUAACUGCUCAGCAGUGCAAUCCUGGCUUUGGCUGAUGGUGAUUUUUGGAGUUCAGAGAUUGUGUCGAGGAUGAAUGAAGUGGCUUUUCCUGGUUAGUCACAGCUUUAAUGCUUAAAUACAGAUUUGACUUUGUAAAAGCACUAACCAUGUGUUUAUUUACAUAUAAUCACUACAACUGGCCCAAGACACAAGCAAUAAAAAAAGUAAUUAAUUUUUUAAUGAGGUUUUUCCACUUAAUGUAAAACAAAUCUGUUAUUACAAAGUAGUGUAGCUCUACUAAAGCAAAUACUUACCAUGUUGCAAAUCAGCUGAUGGUCUGACCCAUUUUUUCAGGGGCAUAACUGUAUAGGAUAUGUCUCCAACAUAAGAAAUAGGUCGUGUAGUUCCAGGCACAUUCCUUGAAUAUGCUAAAAUGCUUUGGCAUGUACUACUUGUUUUUUGGGAGCAAAGAAAGCCCAACAAAUUAAUAAGAAAUUAGAUUAGUAGCCAGGACAACACAUGGAAACUAAUAAUACAGUAAAAAACCCAAAUCAAUUAAAGCAAAAUGCAUUCUCGCCAUUCUAGCCAUGCAAGUAUUUUGUCAGGUUUUUUAUUUUAGUGGGAAUGCUCUCAAUGUCAAGGAUUAUUACCCUACUUUUUAAAAAAGUGUUUCUACUGUUUGCUGAAUACAUUUUGGAUUCAAAACCUGACUUUUUGCUAGCCAGCGGAGUUUGUCUUAAGAUAAGCAGAUGCACGUUUAAGGUUGAGAGGAGUUAGACUAUUGGCUAGCCAUUUUGCUAGUUUUAUUGCAACAGGAAAUAGUAAGGGAAAUUCUUAAGCAAAUAUAUUUUAAAACUACCUUAUAUCUAGAAGACAGUCCUGUAAAAUUUUAAGUUAAGCUCUUGUGCCACAGUCUUGAAGAGAGGCUUCUUCAGUUUCUUGCAUUGGUAAUGCUCAUCUCAUUUAUUGAGCAAAUAUUUAAAAUAAAGAUGUACAUGAACACACAGCUUAAUUCCACAGUAAUUUAAUUAAUUCCAUGUCUCUUUAGCUAAAAGUAAAAAGCACACCAUGAUGUACAAAACAGCAGCAUAUGCACAAUGCCACAUAAAACACAGCAGAUGGGAAUUUCUACAUACGAAGAAAACAAAUGCCAAAACAGUCUGAACUAGAGUUUUAACAGGACAAAUGUGUUUUAAGAUAUUCUUUCUACCUGAUAUGCCUUUAUAAUAUAACAUUUUCUAUGCUCUAUAUAUUCUGAAGCUGUACAUGAAAAUAAAGUUAAAUUCUUUUUCUGUAAUAGCAAGCUCAAUACAUAUAGCAAUUGGACCUUGUCUUUAAGCUUGGGAUAUAUUUACAUAACGUUGGAUGAGAAAUAGUCGAGUAUUUGUGUGAACAGGUAAAAUUAAAUUCUUCCUGCCUGUACUGGAACCACAA